UCCCUAGUUUUCCUCUCUUCUCUACCAAGUCCUCAUUUCAUAUAUUUUUUGGGGAUCAGAGGUUUGCAGGCAUGGCGGACGAAAAACUACAAGCAAUAUCAAGAACAUUAAGAUCUAUCCAACCAGCCCAUUACUUAUUCAGGGUAGAGUCUAUGUCAGUGCUUCUGGACACGAGCAUUGAAAAAUAUGAAUCAGGGUCAUUCGAAGUGGGUGGCUACAAAUGGAGAUUGUGUCUCUACCCAAAUGGGAAUAAAAGAAGUGAUGGGGACGGUCACAUCUCCCUCUAUUUAGUAAUAUCAGAUACUCAAAAUCUUCCUCUCGGGUGGGAGGUUACUGUAAGCUUCAAAUUGUUUGUCUUUAAUCAUAUACAUGAAGAGUACUUAACUGUCCAAGAUACUGAUGGGAAGGUAAGGCACUUCAAUGUGAUGAAGACUCAAUGUGGGUUUGCUCAGUUUCUUCCACUGGAUGUUCUCACGGAUCCUUGUAAUGGAUACUUGAUGGAUGACUCCUGCAUUUUCGGAGCAGAAGUUUUUGUUAUUAAGUAUAGUGGCAAAGGGGAGUGUCUUUCCAUGAUAAAGGAACCUGACGAUGGUACUUUCACUUGGAUGAUUGAGAAUUUCUCCAGACUGAAACAGGAAGCCAUUUACUCUGAAAUAUUCACUGUUAAAGAUUUCAAAUGGAAGUUGGCUCUCUACCCCAAAGGAAAUUAUAAGGCAAAGAACAAAAGCCUGUCCCUCUUUCUAGAGCUGGCUAAUCGUGGAACACUUCAUCAUCAAAGGAAAUUGUAUACUCAAUUCGAGUUGUUGGUAAAGGAGCAAUGCGAUGGUGGACAUGUUAAACCAUCGCAUGUUAAAUUAAAUGGUCAGACUUGGUUCUCUGACUCGAUCAAAGAUUGGGGUUUUUCUAAUAUGAUCUCUCUGAGUGAUCUCAAGGACAAAUCCAACCACUUCAUAUUAAAUGAUACUUUGAUAGUCGAAGCAAAGAUUAUGCUCAUGAUGCAUUCGAAGAAUAUCUAAUGAUGCAUUCAAAGGAGAUCUCUACUUACAAAAGCAUGAUGCCCUUAUUCUAAAAUAAAUUAUGUUCAUACCACUGCUUUAACUCCUGGCAUGGUUGCCUUGUUUGGUUUAAGUUGAAAAUUAUAUUUCACUUC
This is a messenger RNA of Vitis riparia (riverbank grape), 1150 nucleotides long. RefSeq lists its product as uncharacterized. Gene Ontology annotation, molecular function: protein binding. The transcript is spliced from 6 exons. Bases 72 to 1016 code for a protein of 314 amino acids. The record is from RefSeq and is a predicted model, not a curated record. Lineage: Eukaryota; Viridiplantae; Streptophyta; Magnoliopsida; Vitales; Vitaceae.